Rotaria sp. Silwood2 is the source of this 354-nucleotide messenger RNA. The record is from the annotation of a GenBank genome assembly. NCBI's taxonomy places the organism in Eukaryota, Metazoa, Rotifera, Eurotatoria, Philodinida, Philodinidae.
AUGCUUAUAAAUCUUGACAGAAGGCCUCAGCCGACUUAUCGUUAUGAAAAUCUUAAUCUAUCGAAGACACAAUCACCUGGAUUAUUCGAUGAUGAACGAUUAUUCUCACCUGAGCCACAUAAUCAAUCAAAUUUAACAAUAAUAUCUAAAUUACGAAAUAAAAUUUCACCAGAUAUCAAACAAAAUCAAACAACAGCAUCACAAAGAUCGUUAUCGACUUGUUCAAAAUCUUUUUUUAUUGAACCAUUGCAAGAAUCUACAAUUGAAAAUCCAAUAUUGUUAAUAAGAGAUGAUUUAACAACUUCACAAACAUUAUCAUCAUUAACAAGAUCGAAAUCAUCUACAUUUAUGUAG